This is a messenger RNA of Pistacia vera, 1962 nucleotides long. RefSeq names its product inositol phosphorylceramide glucuronosyltransferase 1. Lineage: Eukaryota; Viridiplantae; Streptophyta; Magnoliopsida; Sapindales; Anacardiaceae. The transcript is spliced from 10 exons. Gene Ontology annotation, molecular function: glycosyltransferase activity. The coding region runs from base 183 to 1826 and encodes 547 amino acids. The record is from RefSeq and is a predicted model, not a curated record.
CUAACGAAACUGAGGCGAUCAAAUACGACACACAACACUUUUGAAGAAGAAAUUUCAAAACUUAAAACCUCUUUCAACUCAAUAAAUUAUUUUUAAAUUUAAAAAAAAAAAAAAGAGGACAAAAAGAUCCUGAUUUUCUCAAGAAAAAUUUAUUUAUUUUCUCGAGAAUUUGUGCAAUUAUAAUGAAAUUGACGCCAUAUUUUUCCAGUUUCUUACUGAUCUUAUUGCUCUCGGUUCAAUUUCGGGCUUCGUUCGGAUUGCACUCGACCGACCAGGCCUAUGUGACGCUACUGUACGGCGAUGAGUUUCUAUUGGGUGUUAGGGUUUUGGGGAAGUCAAUACGCGAUACUGGAUCCACGAAAGACAUGGUUGUUUUGGUCUCUGAUGGUGUCUCCGGUUACGCUAAGAAGCUUCUUCAGGCAGAUGGGUGGAAGGUGGAGGAGAUAAGUUUAUUGACGAAUCCAAAUCAAGUGCGUCCGAAAAGGUUUUGGGGCGUCUAUACUAAGCUUAAGAUUUUCAAUAUGACUAACUACAGAAAAGUUGUAUAUCUUGAUGCUGAUACUAUUGUGGUCAAGAACAUUGAGGAUCUUUUCAGAUGUCGAAAAUUCUGUGCUAACCUGAAGCAUUCUGAGAGGCUAAAUUCAGGGGUCAUGGUUGUUGAACCGUCAGAAACAGUUUUCAAUGAUAUGAUGAGCAAAGUGAACACGUUACAUUCAUACACUGGAGGUGAUCAGGGAUUUCUAAAUUCAUAUUACCCUGAUUUUCCCAAUGCACAUGUUUUUGAGCCAAAUUUAUCCCCUGAGAUGUUGAAGUCUAGACCUGUUCCUGAUAUGGAGCGACUCUCUACUCUAUACAAUGCAGAUGUUGGUCUUUACAUGCUUGCAAAUAAGUGGAUGGUAAAUGAGACUGAACUCCGUGUUAUUCACUAUACACUUGGUCCGCUUAAACCUUGGGACUGGUGGACAUCUUGGCUAUUAAAACCUGUUGAUGUCUGGCAGGACGUCAGAAUAAGGCUUGAGGAAACUCGUCCUGGAACGGGAGGGGGUGGAAAUCCAAAUGAUGAUGUUUUGGUCAAAGUCCUUUUCCUGUUACCGCUUUGUGCUCUGCUUUUCUGUUACUACCGUUCUUUCCUUCAGAUACGGGAGCACUUCAGCUCACUUUGUAGAAGUUCACUAUGUGAUCAGAUUAGGCUACUUUACUUCAAAAUCAGAUCUUGUGGAGCACUGGCUUAUAGCAGUGUGUCGUCAUCAUCUGCUACUAAUUCCAACCACCAUUUUUCUAAUGGUGCACAGUUGAAGGUGCCUGGCUAUCUGGGUGGAAUUUCAAUCUUCGUGUGCUUUAUGGUUGCUCUGUUGUCCCUUGGCCUGUCUUUUGCAAUUGUGCCUCGGCAAGUGAUGCCAUGGACUGGUUUGCUGUUGGUAUAUGAGUGGACUUUCACACUCUUCUUUCUUUUAUUUGGAGGUUUUCUCCAUUUGAUUUAUCAAUGGGGAAGGACUGUGGCAUUCCAAGCAGGAUCCUCCUCUUCUCAUGGAGACUCUUUUGAUGAUGACUCUGGAAAAGGUCAUCAGCGGCAGGCAUCGGCUUGUGAUUUUGUUACAUGGUAUUACGGAAUCGGGAUGGCAUUUUUGGCUGUAGCUGUCCCUUCUUUACCAUUUUUAUUUGGAAUCACAGCUCUGUUUUUGAGGUUAGGAUUGAUGGUUGCGGGAGGCAUAGUUUUGGCAUCUUUCAUGACAUACGCUUCAGAGCACCUUGCAAUCAGGUCAUUUUUGAGAGGCCUUGAAGACCGGGACUCCACACGACCAGGGAUUGCAUGUUUCUUAUGCUGACAAAAGGCUUCAAAGUGAUUAUGUAAGUUAAAAGCAAUGUAUUUUUCCUUGUAAUUCAUUUAACAUGUAAAAUAUUGCAGAAUAAUUUUUCAGUUUAGAUUGCCUUAUUUCCAUGAGGUUUUUUUGUAAUAUUCUU